AUGGCUCGCACCCGCAAUGCGUCGCGCUUGUCCACUCAGCACGCCUCUUCACGACGCCAGAGCCCGUCGCGCAGAUCUAGCAGCCGCAUAACUCAGCUCACAAACCUCUCCACAAGCUCCGAACUGUCUUCUGAAGACGAUCCACUCGAUGUUGGGAAUGAAGAAUACUCCGAGUCAGGCGCAGACGAGACUGCAACAGCCUUUCGCAUUCCGGUCCGAAAAACAAAGACGGCUCCGUCGCAGCGCAGAACGGGCCGAGCUAGAACUGGGGAGAGAACCACGAGAAAUACAUACAAAGGCAGUAAGAGAAGCAGCAAAACCCCUUCGAAACGUAAGCGAGAAGAUACUAGCUCCGCCCAUUCGAGCCCCUCGAAACGAUCUCGACAGUCACCGAAAAUAGUACGAGAACCCUUAAUACACUCGGCCAUCAUCCCGGAUUGGAGGGACCCGAGAAUACCUGUUGAAUGCUGGUCCGACAUCUUCUACUAUGCAGCCUCUGAUGACACUCCGGAUAGCCUUGCUACCAACUGGCUGCUUCAAGUCGCCACAAGCUGCCACUUCUUCACCGAGCCAGCUCUCGACACGCUUUAUCGCUGUCCGACUAUUCGGCAUUCAUCAAAGGCCAAGAAGCUUGCAAGUCUUCUUGAACAACCCGUCUCCGAAACAAGAUUCAACUACCGAUCUAAAAUUGAAAUCUUGCACCUUGAUAUCCACGUUGUGCCCGCCACUAUCCUGUAUCAGCUAAUCCACCCGCUUCCUCGACUCCGAGAGCUCAUCAUUUACACACCAUAUGAUCAACCCCCGUAUAGGGAGCUCGAAAAAAGUAUUCGCCGGCAUUAUUCCGCAGACAUCUUCCAAGCCCUCCUUCCGGGAGCAAACGAUGCGACCGAGGCUACUCUGAAGCCGUACCAUACACAGCUGAGGAGCUGGGAAUGGAGCGGGCGCCUGAUCGGAGGCUACGUGGAUGGGCUCAAGGACAUUGGCCGCAUACACGAGCUGCCCUCCUUUGCUACCCUCUCACGCGUGAGCUUCACAAACUUUCAGACACCGUCUCUGCGCAAGCGCUCGCCCAGAAAUGAUGAUGAGGCGGCGCUAUUUCUCGACCAAGACAAUGCCCACAUUGAAGCUAUUGCUGCAUCUCUCGCUAAAUUGCCAUCACUAACUCAUCUCGUAUUCGAGUCAUCCACCGUCAUGAAUGAUCACAUGCUUACUCUUCUACCGAGAGGCUUGCUUCAUCUCGAGCUGAUCAACUGCUGGGAGAUUCGCGCUUUUGAUCUUGCAGCCUUCCUGCGAGACAAGGGUAGUGAGAUGCGCAUCCUCAGCCUCCAUCAUAACCAGUCGCUCGACUUGGGGUUUCUGACCGAUCUCGCUGAUACAUGCCCCAAACUGCGCGAGCUAGACAUGAACCUUUCAUAUUACAAGCUUCAUGAAGCGGCCAGCGACUCGGACCCCAUGUACGAUCAAGCGUUGCUGCCUGAUCAGGUGCCUCGUUGGCCGCCCAGCAUCCGAGUCAUCAAUAUUGAACAUAUACGUGACUGGUCCGUCGAGGCGGCGGUCAUGUUCCUCCAGACCCUUAUUGACAACGCGCAUAACUUGCCUAACCUACGUCACCUCUCUGUCAAAACUAUGCUAGACAUUCCAUGGCAGUCUCGCGCCACAAUGCGCACUGCCUGGCGUGACAAGAUGGAAAAGGUCUUUUUGCGACCCUCUCCUGGUCCUCCGCGAGAUUUUAAAUCGCUCCGACCCGAGACGGCUGAGAAAGAUUCCAAGACGACAACAUUGGCGUCGUCCGCAAAGCGCACUUCAUCGCCCACAUCACCGUCUCGUCGCAGCUCCAGACUUGCCGAGCACAAGUCUACUUUCCGUGACGGACGCAAGUCGUCACUGCGCCGUUCUGAUGGAUUCAAACGACGCAAGACCUACAGGGAGCCGGAUACGGACGAGGACGAUCUUUCCGACUCGGAAAGCUCGGAUUCCGAUAUCAGUAGUGUUGGCAUGGGUUCCACCUCUUCAAGCGUUUCUACGCCGGUGCAUGGCCUGUGCAAGACUGUCAACAUCGUAUUCGACAACCAAAAGGUGCGCGAGCUGCAGUACGGCAUGGAGGACUUUCAGACGGACAAUGCCGUGUCAGACGAUGAUGAGUGGAGCGGUGACUACGAAUCCGAUGAUCCCGUUCUACAAUUUUGA
This is a messenger RNA of Beauveria bassiana ARSEF 2860, 2187 nucleotides long. RefSeq lists its product as uncharacterized. NCBI's taxonomy places the organism in Eukaryota, Fungi, Ascomycota, Sordariomycetes, Hypocreales, Cordycipitaceae. The record is from RefSeq and is a predicted model, not a curated record. Bases 1 to 2187 code for a protein of 728 amino acids. The transcript has a single exon.